UGUCCGAAUACGGGUGGGAAACGUAUAAUGUUAUAGGACGCGUGCUUGAACGGUAUUUGGCGCGCGCCAUGCGUGCAGUGUUUUAAUGUUGUCAUUUGAAGGAGAGGAAAAAAAAGUCUGAAUGUUUAUUCUGGACUAUAAACUGUAAAAUAAACUUGUAAUAGUCGUGGAGGAUUUCAGGUCACCUAAAUGGCUGAACAGCAGGAUGCACAGGUACCGUUAGCUGCCUGUUAAUACACUUAUGUUGUUCAUCAUGCCAAAAAAACACGUCCUCGAUUAUUUCUGUUGCCGAUCCGUUAUCGUGAAGUAGCAGUAAAUGUGUGCGAGGCAUUUAGUGAGGAGGACAGUCUGCCUCUUACAAGGGCUACCUCUUGGACUGUACCAUCAUCCGGUCCUGAGAUGCAUCACCUAUGUUCAGGUGCACAGCUCUCUGGUGCACAGCUCUCACUAUCCUUACUGGAGACCUUCUUGGUGUCACCUCCAUAGAGCGUCAAAGCCCACAGCGUGCUUUAAUUCCUCCAGAACAUUAAAAAGAGAUGCAAAGUUUUCAAUAGACAUUCCUGUCCAUCCCAUUACAGUCACAGACAUCAAGCAGUAUCUGAGGUCCAAGGAAAUUUCCUUUCACGAUGGUUAUAGCUGCUUACAUGCCAGCAGUAUUUUUGUAGAGCCAAAAUCACAACUCCAGGAAGGAGCUGGAAAAGACAGCUACACAAUGUUUAUUGAUAAAAUAACUGGGCAAUUUCUCUGUAAAGAGACUCUAGUAGAGGGAAGCUGGGAAGACCUGCAGGACUGUCUGGAGGUGAUGCAGAAAGAGGGACAAACUUCGAUCAACCCGGAUGUUUUGUUGCGCUACUCAGAGAGCGUGGAGGAACAGGGGCAGAGGGAGACGGAACUGAAGGAGGUGCACAGGAUUUGGAGCAGCUCUCUGACACUCACAGAUCUUCUCGAAGAGGAUCUGCAGCUUAUCAAAACUAUGUUCCAGACCAGUAAGCUCAACAACUCAACACUGAAGAAGUUUGGGGUGAGAUUCUUUAAGCCAACUAAAAGUCUUGUGUUUCCCUGGUUUAGUGGGCAUGACUUAAGCCUCCGAGGCAUAAAGCUGCUGUCUGCUGCCACUAAAGAUGAUGGCCAAGUGGUUUAUACGGAAGUUAGUAUUCCUAAAUUAUCCAACUACUUCAACCUCUUUGGCCUUCCCCUAGUAGGAAGGAAGGAAACAGAGAUGGUACUCACAGGAAGUGAGAUUGACUGUAUGGCGGUGAGUCAGGCCACUGGCCUGCCUGCAUUAGCCUUACCACGGGGAGUCAGUUGUCUGCCUCCGGUACUUCUUCCUUACCUUGAGCAGUUCAGGAAGGUCACACUGUGGCUGGGAGGGGAUAUACAUGCUUGGGAGGCUUCAAAAAUGUUUUCAAAGAAACUAGGAUUGAAACGCUGUUCUCUUGUGCGGCCAGGAGAAUUUCAGCCGUGUCCUAAUGAGGCGUUAAUAAAAGGCAGGAACCUUGCACGAAUAGUUAAGGCAUCCAUCCCUGCGGCCCAUAAGUCUAUAGUGUCCUUUAAGCAGCUCAGGGAUGAUGUUUUUGGAGAGCUGUCCAACGUAGAGCAGGUGGCAGGAAUAAAGUGGUGCCGGUUUCCCGAGCUCAAUCGAAUCCUUAAAGGCCAUCGGAAGGGGGAGCUUACAGUAUUCACAGGUCCCACUGGCAGUGGGAAGACCACAUUCAUCAGUGAGUAUGCCCUUGACCUGUGUAUGCAGGGAGUAAACACACUGUGGGGCAGCUUUGAGAUCAAAAACGUACGUUUGGCCAAAAUCAUCCUGACGCAGUUUGCUAUGCAGAGAUUGGAGGAAAACUUGGAGCAGUACGACUACUGGGCUGACAAGUUUGAGGAGCUUCCACUCUACUUUAUGACUUUUCAUGGACAACAGAAUGUUAAGACAGUGCUUGACACCAUGCAACAUGCUGUUUACCUCUAUGACAUCAGUCACGUGAUCAUCGACAAUCUGCAGUUUAUGAUGGGGCAGGAGAACCAGUCUCUGGACAAGUUUGCAGUACAAGACAACAUUAUUGGAGCUUUCAGAAAAUUUGCAACCAACAGUAGUUGUCAUGUGACCCUGAUCAUCCAUCCAAGAAAAGAAGAAGAUGACAAGGAACUUCAGACAGCAUCUAUUUUUGGCACAGCAAAGGCUAGUCAGGAGGCUGACAAUGUGCUCAUCCUUCAGGAGAAAAAGCUUGUUACCUGUCCUGGACGCAGAUCCUUGCAGGUGGCCAAGAACCGCUUUGACGGAGAUGUGGGGAUUUUCCCUUUGGAGUUCAACAAGUCUUCACUUACUUUUUCAGCCCCAGUAAAGAGCAAGCAAAAACUGCGCAAGGUCAAAGUGGACAAUGCUGAGACCUCAGAGACUGAAGUCAAGGAGAAAAAUGAGAAAGUCUCAAAGUCUACAAAAGAACCUAAAACCCCCAAAACACUGAAGCAGUCAUCAACCAGAAAGAAUGAAAUGAAAGGAGAAUGAAGAAGCAAUCGUUAAAAAAAAGUGAAUGUUGCAAUGCAAAUCUGAAUUUUUGAGCUCAGCUAUCAGACAAAUUGUCAUCUGGUAAAUGUUCACUUUUUUUUUGCUAUUGAAUUGGCAUACAGUGAAUUGCAACGGUUUAGAAAGUAAUCUGGAUGUAUUGAAUCAAAUACAAGUCUGUCAUUAAUA
Molecule: messenger RNA, 2689 nt
Organism: Tachysurus fulvidraco (yellow catfish)
Lineage: Eukaryota; Metazoa; Chordata; Actinopteri; Siluriformes; Bagridae
Gene: twnk
Product: twinkle mtDNA helicase
Exons: 5
Coding region: 317-2503 (728 amino acids)
Biological process (GO): mitochondrial DNA replication
Cellular component (GO): mitochondrion
Molecular function (GO): 5'-3' DNA helicase activity; ATP binding; single-stranded DNA binding
Source: RefSeq, a predicted model, not a curated record